Gadus macrocephalus (Pacific cod) is the source of this 3505-nucleotide messenger RNA. Its product is annotated as tumor protein p53-inducible protein 11-like. The coding region runs from base 264 to 833 and encodes 189 amino acids. The transcript is spliced from 8 exons. NCBI's taxonomy places the organism in Eukaryota, Metazoa, Chordata, Actinopteri, Gadiformes, Gadidae. The record is from RefSeq and is a predicted model, not a curated record.
ACGGUAGCCCAGCGGCGGAGCUCCAUCGGAUUGUUUGCUGACCGAGGUUUGAAGCACUCAGCGGAGCGAUGUUAAACCUAUCAAAUGUGCGCGCUUGAAACACGCUUCUACGCGCUCACUUCCCUGGACUAAAACCGCAACUCUAGCUCCUGCUUCGUUUCACUAACGUCAACCCAAAGAGUUACCAGCAGCAGGGGUUAGGAGCUAGGCGCAAACCCCUGCUCCCUCUUUGCCUGCGAGCCUUUCGACCCUAUCUGUGCACAAUGAGCAACAAGCAGCACCCGCCACUGAUGAAGAAGCACAGCCAGACGGACCUGGUUAGUCGCCUGAAGACCCGCAAGAUCCUGGGAGUGGGGGGAGAGGAUGACGACGGCGAGGUCCACCGCUCCAAGAUCAGUCAGAUGCUGGGCAAUGAGAUUAAGUAUACAGUGAGGGAGCCUUUCGGAAUCAGGUUGUGGAUCCUCAUCUCAGCAGUGACAUUCUCUGUCAUGGCACUGGUGGCCUUGGUGUUCCCCAAUCAGCUCUACGAAGUCGUCUUCGAGGAGGAACUCUCGACGACAAACAUCUCCAUCCGGCUCUAUGGCGGGGCCCUUCUCAGUCUGUCCCUCGUCAUGUGGAACGGGGUCUACACGACCGAGAAGGUCAUUAUCCAGUGGACUCUGCUCACCGAAGCCUGCUACUUUGCUAUUCAGUUUCUAGUGACGUUCAUUACCCUGGCGGAGCUCGGGGUCAUGCCCAACACUGCGGUGCUUCUGCUCCUCAGCCGGCUGCUGUUCUUGGUGGUGACACUGGCCUACUACUACCACCUGGGACGCAGGAACAAGAAGAUGUGAUGCCGCCUACUCUUUACUUGUGGAGGACACAGUUGAGCGCUGAUUUUUACACACACGCAGAGAUGCACGCACACAUCUACACACACACAUGCCUGAUCACACCUACACGCACACACACAUGCACACGCUUGCACGCACACAUCUACACACAAAAACAUGUGCGCACAUACGCAGGUAGGCACACACACAUACUCAAGCACACACCUAGACACACAUUCCCAAACACAACUACACACACGCACGCACACGCACAUACUUACCCACACACACAGACGAGUGUUGCUUGGAUGAUUUCUGGUCCGACGCCAUUGGGGGGGACUUUGAACGCCCAAUUCAACAUCGCCACCAAUCACAGCACGGCACUAAUCAGUGCCGUGUGAUUAGUGUAGGCGUUUGACCUCAUGGUCAUGGUGAACGAUCUCUUGAUGGACCAUGAGAGCAAUGCGAACACACUGCUCCUCUGUGCAGGUCCCCGGCCUAGGUUUGAUGUUGUAAAGCGUUUGCUAGAUGUUUAUAUCGAAGUUUCCUUUGUCCUGGUCAUUUAGUUUGCUAUGAACGUGGCGUAAUUGCAUAGCGGGUCCAAUGGCUUAGUACACAGAAUGUUGAGCGGUUUCGCUCUGGCUUUGGGUUGGGACAACAAUAAUCAUGUUCUGUCCCAGAGCUCAUGUUUACUGGGAGCUGUUGGUUGUAAACUGGUUUUACAAAAGCAUGGCUUCCUGCAGCAUUUUUCGAAGACCAAUUGUUGUGUGCUGUAAUGUUUGUAUUCCAUUGACGUGUUAAAGAUUAGUAGUAUUAUUAUGGGCACUAAGAUAAAGCAUAAACAACCGUUCUCCCAUUUCCCUUUCAACGCUUCAAACCAUACACAGAUAUGGACAGUGCAUAUUCUAAUAGAUGUGUCUCAAAUGCAACGUAAUAGCUCCUGUAAAACAAAAAUGAGGUCCAAACAGACAAAGGUCUUUGUUGAUAUUUAAGCACCAAAGUAGCAUCAGAUCCAAUGGUCUGAUACAAAAAUGUUGAACAUAUUUUGCAGGUUCUUAAUCUAACAAGUUCUACUAUUAAUCGAUGAGCUGCUUUUAAUUUGGCUGUAUCAAAAGAAACUGCGUCCAAAAAUGUAUUAAACUGGUCAGAAGAUUAUAGGCCUGCCCUUGAUUAAUCUGGUUUUAUAGCAACAAUAUUGGCUAAUGUCACAAGCCGAGCAUGCUGAAUCCUAGUUCCAUAUCCUUUCAUGUAGCAUUGUUUUUUUCACUCACCACAUAUCUUAAGCCCUGCCUUAAAACCGUUUAAAGAAACAGUCUUAUUUCCUGUAAAUAUAUCAAUAUAAAUAAGUACAAUACAGUAUAAUACCGCAUUGGUGUCCCUUGAGGCAGAACAGGGAAUUUGUAUAUUUACAGUCUGAAUAAUCACACUUAUUUUUGUUUUUGUUUUAUUGUUUUAUUGAUAGUUUUGUGUCAGCAGGAGUCUGUUAUUUAAACCUAUUUGAUUGGCAUUUGUGUUUUAGAUGUUACAAUAUUUGGCAUGCCAUGUACUUCACUGUAUACAGAUAUUUAGCGGAGUUUAAAACCAACGACACAACCACACUAUUAUCAGAAGAAGUGGUGAAUAUCUACUGUUUAUGUAAUGGUAGUGAGUAGACAAAUUAGAUUUGGAGAAAUGAAACGCAGAAUAUCUUCAUUAAUUUAAUAUUAUGCUGUGUUAAUUAAGCUUCUUGUAAACAUGUGCUUUACUCCUAACAGUGUUCUCCAGUGAUUUUACUUUUACUUUUUUUUGGUUAAACACUACCUCCCAAUAUAGCCCCAUUCUCCACACCCAUCCCAGCAAGUUCAUGUUUUAGAUUCCUGCCAACAAACACGCUCUCAUGUUUUUUUGCUGCUGGGCACCAUUCAUUACCAGGACAGCGCACCAAGCCAGAGUUGGACUUUGACUUCAUGUUGAACACAACAGUCGUUUCAACUGCCAGUCCUUUGCUAAAAGGGAGUAGUCGGACUGGGUUUAACUCCCUCAACUCAGGGUAGCUGUGGGUUUGCGGUUGAGUUUUCUCCUGCGAGCAAGGCAGCCGUGCCUACUACUUGAUCCAGCGCACGGGGCCGACCCAGGACAGGAGGAACAUGGGUGAAGUCUCCCCAUGUUCCUGCAGGGUAGCAAUUACUCUCUUUUGGCUGCUAUUUAAUUAGACACACACGGGUCGUCUGACUGACAUCGUACGUCCCGGCCUGCCCGCCCUGUCCCUCCAUGGCAUAAUUAUGCAUCCGAGUUAAAUGUCGUCCCUGGUCUCCAAUCAUCGACCGGCCCUAAUGUAAUGUUUAAAUUACAGGGGAUCGGAGGGUCGGUUCCUCUUCAGGAUUGAAAGAAGAGAAAGGUCUCCCAUAUGGGCCUGCCUAUUUCAUUUUGGGAUAUUAAUCUGUGCCCCUCGUUUUUUUUUAUUUUUCAAAUUGACAAGAGUCAAAUCUAUGAUUAAUCAAGUUCCCUUUUUAUUAUUUUGAUUAAUCAGUUCUGAUGUGAAUCCAUUCGGUAGGGUAUUGUGUGCAACAAAUCAGGUGGAUUUGUUUCAUAAUGUAGCAUCUUGGUGUUUGGUCUUUAUUGUACUACACAUAAAAAAUGGUUGAUUGAUAUGGAAUUCCAGUAUUUAGUUUGAAAUAAAGAAAACCACUGUUUAUUUUGUAGACUCUCAAAAA